This is a messenger RNA of Seriola aureovittata, 2197 nucleotides long. RefSeq names its product one cut homeobox 2 (gene onecut2). The record is from RefSeq and is a predicted model, not a curated record. Gene Ontology annotation, biological process: regulation of transcription by RNA polymerase II. Gene Ontology annotation, molecular function: DNA-binding transcription factor activity, RNA polymerase II-specific; RNA polymerase II cis-regulatory region sequence-specific DNA binding. Lineage: Eukaryota; Metazoa; Chordata; Actinopteri; Carangiformes; Carangidae. Gene Ontology annotation, cellular component: nucleus. The coding region runs from base 662 to 2179 and encodes 505 amino acids. The transcript is spliced from 2 exons.
AUUAGAAAUAAGGAUAAUAUAGGAGAAAAUGAAAUGUAUAAUAUGAUCGCUUUACACUCACAUUUCAGUCCUACAGACAAGUUACUACAGUUAUAUUAACAGAAUAUUAUAAAUACUGUACAAUAAUGAUGUUUCAUUCAAAUCCCACCCGGAGCAUCUUCACUGUCCACGCCGCUGCAUCCAGCAAAGACGUUGAUUGGCCAGCCGGUCCGGGAGCCACGCCCUCCCUAUCCCUGCCGGCCACUAUCAUCGGCCGCUGCCCCAUCAGUCAGGAGGGUGCAGCCCCUCCAUCCGAGCCCGCUUCCCCCCCUCCUCCUCACGCAGCACGUUGGGUUGAGCGGUCGGCUAGGGGACCGUGGACAGCUCCCGUCUGAGGAGCAGAGUAACGCAAGAGGAGGAGAGGGCUGGAUAUGGGGGAGCCACCGCACAGGCCCGUAUGAUCGAGAUAAAAACACUUUUUUCAUGUGCACACACCGGGGAAAAUACACAAAGACACGGAGCUGGAGAGGCCUUAGGAGGACGGGGAAACAACCGAGGGAGUGAAGGAAGAGGGGGAAUACGACUACUGACCCAUCCCGGCGCAUCAGGGGAGAAGCGGCGAGAGAAAGGAGGAGAAGGAGAGAUAAUUCCGCUCGACCUGAUGGACUGAGAGGACAGAUGAAUGAAGACUGCCUACACUAACGCCUAUAGAUGCCUGGCCAAGGAUCUGGACGCUUACGCCAUGAACACGGACAUGACAAUGGACGGCAUUGGCAGCCUGCAUGGCGGGGUGGCGGUGAGCUCCGUGGCCCCUGAUGCUGAGCUGAUGACCGGCCACAGCCCGCACCACGGCCGCGGGAGCUCGGUAGCAGCGGGGGGACACGGGGCGGCGGCGGCGGCAGCGGCGGCGGCGGCGUCCACCCUGCGGAUACACCAGGACCUGGCCGCCGCCGCCGCGUCAUCCCGCUCCGCCAUGGUGUCAGGCAUGGCCACGAUACUGGACGGCAGCGGGGAGUACCGGCCGGAGCUGUCCCUGCCGCUGCACCACGCCAUGAGCGUGCCCUGCGACACGUCCUCUCCCGGGAUGGGGAUGAGCGGCACCUACACCACCUUAACCCCGCUGCAGCCGCUGCCCCCCAUCUCCACCGUGUCGGACAAGUUUCACCACCAUCACCAUCACCACCACCACCAGCGGCUCUCCGGGAACGUGAGCGGGAGCUUCACCCUGAUGCGGGACGAGCGGGGACUACCGGGCAUGAACAACCUCUACAGCCCGUACCACAAGGACCACAUGUCCGGGAUGGGUCAGAGUCUGUCCCCGGUGCUGGGCAACGGCCUGGGCUCCAUACACAACACCCAACAGGGUCUCCACAAUUACGGCACGGCAACGCACGGAGGCCACGACAAGAUGCUGAACUUCGACGCGCACCACACCGCCUCCAUGCUGGCCAGAGGGGAUCACCACCAGCACCGAGGCCUCGGUGGCCCGGCGGGCGGGAUGAUGCCGCACCUGAACGGGAUGCACCACCCGGGGCACCCGGCUGCCUCCUCGGCGGGUCACCACCCCCACUCCCACCUCCAGUCUCCAUCCCACGGGCCCGUGUUGGCUUCCACCCGGGAAAGACCGCCCUCCUCCUCGGGGACGCAGGGGGGGAACAGUUCGGGGCAGCUGGAAGAAAUCAACACCAAGGAGGUAGCGCAGAGGAUCACGGCGGAGCUGAAAAGGUACAGCAUCCCCCAGGCCAUCUUCGCCCAGAGGGUGCUGUGCCGCUCCCAGGGGACCCUGUCGGACCUGCUGAGGAACCCCAAACCCUGGAGUAAACUAAAGUCAGGCCGGGAGACCUUCAGGAGGAUGUGGAAGUGGCUGCAGGAGCCCGAGUUUCAGAGGAUGUCGGCCCUCAGACUGGCAGCGUGCAAACGGAAGGAGCAGGACACGGCGAAGGACCGCAACAACACACCAAAGAAGUCGCGGCUGGUCUUCACCGACCUGCAGCGGCGCACCCUGCUGGCCAUCUUCAAGGAGAACAAGCGGCCGUCCAAAGAGAUGCAGCUCACCAUCUCGCAGCAGCUGGGCCUCGAACUCACCACCGUCAGCAACUUCUUCAUGAACGCCCGACGCCGGAGCCUGGACAAAUGGACAGACGACGGAGCCAGCCCGGGCGCCCAAUCCUCGGCGUCCAGCACUUGUACCAAAGCGUGAUAGUAGAUGGCGUGGAAG